Messenger RNA from Durusdinium trenchii, 1571 nucleotides. Lineage: Eukaryota; Dinophyceae; Suessiales; Symbiodiniaceae. The record is from the annotation of a GenBank genome assembly.
AUGCGCCCGACCUAUGUUGCCAGGAAGUAUUUGAGGAGCUGGUUCCUGGUGGACCUCACGGUGGUGGUCACCGACUGGGUGCUUUUGGUCUCCAGUGGGCUGGAUGACAUGGAGAUCCUGAGGGUUCUGAGGCUGGGGGGUCUCCUGCGCGUCCUUCGCUUGCUGCGGAUUUUCAAGGUGGCAGACCGCUCGUCCAUCGUGAGGCUUAAGGAAGCCAUUCUGAACGACCACAACAAGGCUGUGAGCAGUGUCUUGCAACUCCUUUUCGUGGUGGUGAUGAUCAACCACUAUGUGGGCUGUGGCUGGUUCGCCGUCGGCCAGGUGGAGGGCUUUGACAAGAGCUGGGUCUCGGAGCAUCUCACGGCCGAGGCUGUGCCGGUUUCGCGCGGCCCCGGCGAAAACCCCGAUCAGCAGGUGCUGUCGCAGUAUUUGACGAGUGUCCACUGGGCGGUGACUCAAUUCACACCGGCAGCGAUGGAUGUGGUGCCGGUGAACCCGGCGGAGCGGAUGUACGCCAUUGUGGUGAUCUUUUCGGGGCUGGUCAUGUUCUCCUCUUUUGUCAGCAGUAUGACAAGUGCGAUGGAUUUGAUCAACAAGCUGAACUUUGAACAAAGGCAAAAGAGCACCGCCUUGCGCCAGUACAUCAAAGAGAACCGGGUGUCUUUGGAACUGCUCUUCUGCAUCCAGAACUACCAGAGGUCCACCCGGGCGUUGGAGCGAAAGAAGCUGCACGAAGCAGAUGUGGCAGCCUUCAAGAACUUGCCGGAGGACUUGCUACAGCGACUUCAUACAGAGGUCUAUGGUCCCGUCAUUGCUGCUCAUCCGUUAUUCGGUCAUUUGCAUGGGAAGGAGGACACAAUCUUGAUGGGCAUUUGCCAUUUGGCCAUGUCUGAGUGCAGCCUGGUGAUCGGCGAGGAGCUCUUCCGAUAUGGCGUUCGAGGCUCCAAGAUGUAUUUCAUCGUCUCCGGGACCCUGGCGUACUUCUUCGGCUACAGCGAGAAGAUCCCCAAGCUGUGCUCGGCAGGGCGCUGGAUGUGCGAGCCGGUCUUGUGGUGCAAGUGGGAGCAUCGAGGUCGUUUGACGGUGGCCACGACGCAGAACCUCCGCAUGCUGGCAGAGCAGAAUAUCAGUUCCUUGCGUGGAGAGUUUAUGGCGCUGAAUGCCGCAGAGUUCCAUCAAAUCAUCUCGCAGUCGCAUCUUUUGAGCUACAUGCAGGCGUAUGCACGGAUUUUCACUGCCAUGGCUGUGAAGGAGAGUGGAGGCGCUGCCGACGUGGAUGACUUGUGGGGAAGCGUUCAGCAAGUGUCGAUUUGCCUUCACCGAGCCUUCGGCUUUGGCGAAGAGGCAGAAGCUGUCAGGAGAUUCAAGAUGCUGCCCUUUGGCUUGUCGUGAGCGAUGCGAAGAGAACCAAACCCGAAACCUCUCCAUCGAGCUUGUCGUAUGGAGACUGGGGGCACCGCCGGACUCAGAGAGGGUACUCCGAACACGGAAAUGGAUGGCAUGGUUGUCUUCCAUAUUUCCAUGUCAAUCUUCAUCAUCCAGUUAGUUGAAGACACGGCCCCACAGUGGAG